UGGAGCAAGGAUAAGGAGUAGUAAUACAGCAUUCUCCGGAUAAAUUAGUCUUGAACCUUAUUUAGAGAAACAUUUACUUUAAAUAAGCCUUAUUUUUUCUACGGACAACAUUUUCACGACUCGGGAAUCAGAAACCGUCUCAAUGGAAAUAAUGUCCUGAUGAUUUUUCACUCAUGCGCGGCUGUCAUACUAACUUAUAACUAAGCUAGGUAGCUUGUUGUAGAAACUACCUUGUCAAAGUAAUUUUCACUGCUUUCUUUUCAUUGCUGUGAGCAUCUCAGUCAAAAGCGCAUGGUGCUGUCAUAUAGUCCGUCUUUCUAAAACGGAAGGGAUAGUGGACGAAAGAGUCAACCGCACUGUGAUGGAUAAUGCUCACACUAAGACGGUGGAGGAGGUUUUGGGCUUCUUCAGUGUAAAUGAGUCUACAGGUCUGAGCUGUGAGCAGCUGAAGAAAAACAGGGAGAGAUGGGGACCCAACGAAUUGCCGGCUGAAGAAGGGAAGUCUCUUUGGGAGCUGGUCCUUGAACAGUUUGAGGAUCUGUUGGUUCGAAUCUUGCUGCUGGCUGCAUGCAUCUCCUUUACCCUGGCUUGGUUCGAAGAAGGGGAAGGGACAAUCACAGCCUUUGUUGAACCUUUUGUCAUUCUCCUCAUCCUCAUCGCCAAUGCUAUUGUAGGAGUAUGGCAGGAGCGUAAUGCAGAGAAUGCCAUCGAAGCUCUGAAGGAGUAUGAGCCAGAGAUGGGCAAGGUGUACCGACAAGACAAGAAGAGCGUUCAGAGAGUCAGAGCUCGAGACAUCGUUCCUGGAGACAUUGUGGAAGUUGCUGUUGGUGAUAAGGUUCCAGCUGACAUCAGACUGACGUCCAUCCGUUCCACCACUCUGAGGGUGGACCAGUCCAUUCUGACAGGGGAGUCUGUGUCAGUGCUUAAACACACUGAUCCUGUACCAGAUCCCCGAGCUGUCAACCAGGACAAGAAGAACAUGCUCUUCUCUGGUACCAACAUUGCAGCGGGGCGAGCAAUCGGAGUUGUCGUGGCGACAGGGGUGCAGACGGAGAUUGGGAAAAUCAGAGAUGAGAUGGCCUCCACUGACCCUGAACGAACCCCACUACAACAGAAACUAGACCAGUUUGGAGAACAGCUGUCUAAGGUCAUCAGCGUGAUCUGUGUGGCAGUGUGGGCCAUCAAUGUGGGACACUUCAAUGACCCGGUUCAUGGAGGCAGCUGGCUGAGAGGAGCUGUUUACUACUUCAAGAUUGCUGUGGCACUGGCUGUAGCUGCCAUACCAGAAGGUCUCCCAGCAGUCAUCACUACCUGCCUGGCACUGGGCACCAGGAGGAUGGCCCGGAAGAACGCUAUUGUCCGCAGCCUGCCAUCAGUGGAGACGCUGGGUUGCACCUCUGUUAUCUGUUCUGACAAGACAGGAACACUGACCACCAACCAGAUGUCGGUCUGCAGGAUGUUUGUUGUAGACAGUGUGUCGGGGGAGCGUUGCAGACUGAGUGAGUUCACAGUCACUGGAUCUACUUACGCCCCUGAGGGGGAAGUUUAUAAGGAUGGCUCAGUGGUGAAGUGCAGUCAGUAUGAAGGCCUGGUGGAGAUGGCUUCCAUCUGUGCAUUGUGCAAUGACUCAUCAUUGGACUACAAUGAGGCAAAGGGUGUGUAUGAGAAGGUGGGGGAGGCAACAGAGACUGCCCUCUGCUGUCUGGUGGAGAAAAUGAACGUGUUCGACACUGACCUAAGAGGACUGAGCCCUGCUGAGAGAGCUACAGCGUGCUGCUCCGUGAUCAAGCAACUGAUGAGGAAAGAGUUGACGCUGGAGUUUUCCAGAGACAGAAAGUCCAUGUCUGUUUUCUGUUCGUCCAAUAAACUCACCAGGUCUGCUUCUGGAGCCAAGAUGUUUAUCAAGGGAGCUCCGGAGAGUGUACUGGAGCGCUGUAAUUAUAUCCGGGUCAGCGGUUCUGCUUGCGUGCCUUUGAGCCCAGCGGUGCGGGAGCAGCUCCUGUCCACUGUGCGGGAAUGGGGAUCCGGUCGAGACACAUUGCGCUGUCUCGCCAUGGCAACCAGGGACACGCCCCCUGACAUUCACUGCCUCAACCUUGAGAAUUCAGCUGCCUUUGCUAACUAUGAGUCGGACCUGACCUUUGUGGGCUGUGUGGGCAUGUUGGACCCCCCCAGGAAAGAAGUGCUUGGCGCAGUCCGAAUGUGUCGGCAGGCUGGCAUUAGAGUCAUCAUGAUCACAGGGGACAACAAAGGGACAGCCCUGUCUAUUUGUCGGAGGGUGGGCAUCAUCACAGAGCAGGAAGAGGAGCAGGAGGGUGCUGGGGUCAACGGGGGCCUGACAGGACGGGAGUUUGAUGAGCUGCCCCCUCACCUGCAGCGUCAGGCCUGCAGGACGGCGAGGUGCUUCGCCCGGGUGGAACCGGCACACAAGAGUCGUAUCGUGGAGUACUUGCAGAGCCUGAGUGACAUCACUGCCAUGACAGGUGACGGCGUGAACGACGCGCCAGCGUUGAAGAAGGCUGAGAUCGGCAUUGCUAUGGGCAGCGGCACGGCGGUGGCCAAGUCAGCCUCUGAGAUGAUCCUGGCUGACGACAACUUCUCCACCAUCGUGGCUGCCGUGGAGGAGGGCAGGGCCAUUUACAACAACAUGAAACAGUUCAUCAGAUACCUGAUCUCAUCGAACAUAGGAGAGGUGGUCUGUAUAUUUCUGACGGCCGCACUGGGCAUGCCUGAAGCGCUGAUCCCAGUCCAGCUGCUGUGGGUCAACCUGGUCACUGACGGUUUCCCAGCAACAGCUCUGGGCUUCAACCCUCCAGACCUGGACAUCAUGUCCCGUCCUCCCCGCUCCCCCAAAGAGCCUUUGAUCUCCAGCUGGUUGUUCUGUCGCUACCUCAUUAUUGGAUGUUAUGUGGGAGCAGCAACUGUUGGAGCUGCUGCCUGGUGGUUUAUGGCAGCCCAUGAUGGACCAAAACUUUCCUUCUAUCAACUGUCCCACUACCUGCAGUGCAGUGAAGGCCACGUCGAGUUUGCUGGUGUACAGUGUUCAGUCUUUGAGUCUCCUUAUCCCAUGACUAUGGCCCUGUCUGUCCUGGUUACCAUAGAAAUGUGCAAUGCCUUAAACAGUCUAUCAGAGAACCAGUCCCUGCUGAAGAUGCCUCCCUGGUCCAACCCCUGGCUGGUGGGGGCCAUCUGUCUGUCCAUGGCUCUACACUUCCUCAUUCUGUAUGUGGACCCGCUGCCGGUGAUAUUUCAGAUACGCCCCCUGUCGUGGCCUCAGUGGGUGGUGGUAUUGAAGAUGUCAAUCCCUGUCAUCUUGAUGGACGAGGUUCUUAAAUUUCUGGCUCGCAACUACAUCGAGCCAGGAAGCCAGAUCCAGUCACUGGAAGAGGAAGAGGAGCUGCAGAGGACGAGGGCUAGCCAUGGUGCCAUGAUGACGAGGCUGCGUCAAUCAUUGAAGGGCGUGUCCUGGUCGUUCGUCCUGAUCUCCGCACCACUAGUGAUCUGGAUCUUCAGCCUGGACUCUGACAUCACCAACAUCUUCUGGGAGUGAUGGGAGAAGGGGAGGACGGGUGGACUGCGGUGUAAGCAGUGAAAGACAGGAAAGAUGAAACAGAAAAGCUAAAGAAGAACUGAUGGAAUGAAAUGCUGAGGGUUGAGGAAUGAAAAGUGUGAGGGUUGAGGCAAGCAGAGAUGAUAAAUUCUCUGCAGAGAUACAAGAGUUCACAAGAGUGAAAUAUUUAGCCAACAGACAAUCAGAAAGUGACAAGAAAGAAAGUGCAAGGCCGUUUCAGACCAUCGCUUCCUCAAUAAUAAAAGGUGCUAUGUGUUGUUAAUAGUGUCGAAGUUGCGAUCACAUGUCAUAAGAAUGCCAUGGCUUAUUUAUACUGUACUUGUUUGAGCUUUCCCUUUUUUUAAUCUAGGGAUGCCAGCGUUAGUCAGUUUGUCGGUCCAAAAAUUAAAUAUGUCUCUGAAAACCUUUAAAACUGUCUGUACAUGAAUGCUAACAUAGCAUGCUCACCUGCUGACCUUUGCAUUUUAAACUACUUAAAGUUACAUUAUAGACAUUAGCAUGUUAGCAUGCUAUAAUCGGUUUUGUGUUCUAAAGUCUGUCAGCAUUUAGUUUUCCUGCCAAAUUUAACCCGGGGACACACAAUGUAAAAUACCGUGUCCAUCAUUAAUGGUUCCCAACUGCUAUUUUUUAUUUUUCCAAUGAGUGACAUUUCCCUCUCACAUUGUUUCAUUAGACUUUUUUGACACCAGGAGGACUGGGUGGCACCAGCUAUUCAUAAAACCUUUGCAGAGUUUGUUCCUAAGUCCUUAGUAAGUCGUAGCUACCUUUAAACUAGUCAUUUACUGAAUCAGGUUGCACCAAUAAAACUUGGAAAUGUCUUAUCUAGCAAAAGACUUUAGACUUUAGACUGUGUAAAUCUGCUGCUAGGACACAUCUGUAGCACUGUCCAAUCAAACAGUCAAUCAAGGAUGACUUUGCUUCAUUCAUAUAUGCUUAUACUGAUAAAUUGGUUUGUUUGAGGGUUAGUAGUAUUCAUGUAGCUCAGACUGGGAGGGAAAUAUAAGAUAACCUAACCAACUAUAUUCAGUGUGAGAUUAUUGGCAUAACCUUUUGCAAUUGGAGAUAUAUAUUGUGCUUUUUUAACGUAGUGUAAAUGAGAGUCAGACAUGUUGGAAAUUUUACUUUUCAGUCUAAAGGGGUGAAAUUUAACAAACUAACAUCAGUUAUCUUAGCAAGUGUUCCACCUGGCAGUUACAGUUAAAUAUGUAAUAAUUAAUCUCUCUAUUAAUCUCUACUACUCAACCUGUUUUAAUUUAGUGAUGCACAUGUCUCUGCUUUGUGAAAACUUAAAUUACAACAAGGCUAAGAUUGAACUUUGGAAGAGCUGGUGUCACUGACUCCUGAAGAGGAGAAAGUAACCAGGACUUGAAAAUAAAAGGGGAAAGAUUAGUGAAAAGAAAAGUAAUUCGUGUAGCAUAAACUUUGUUUUGUUUUGGGUUGGCUGGGCUGGAAACCAGAUGUUCAGUGAGUUCAGAGUGAUUCAACUAAUUACACAUAGCACCUUUUAGAUGAACUGUUGUGUUUGAAAAAUGAGUGGGAUCAAUAGAAAAAAGAGAAACAUGUUGAGUGGUCCAGAAUCAAAGACAAACCCACACACACACACUCUCAAACACACACACCAACAUUACGUCCACACAGUGAUUCACCAGUAAUAAUAUGUGGCCAGUAACAGCUGAUAACUACGUGUACAAUAAAUGGCCACUGCAACGGUCUUUAUGCUGCAAUGCAAAAAUAUUCAGUCACAUUAUUGUUAGAAUUUCCUUGUAAAUACUGCAAACAAGCAUUUGACCUGUGAGGGAAGACUGUUAGCAGACCAUGAGAGAUCGCAUGUCAACGCACGUCACACACCUCUAACAUGUUUGAAGUGCUGCAGAAACACAUCCUCACCUGCAGAGUCUGGGUUAAAGAGGGGCGUGUGUGGGCUCACAUGUCUAAAACUGUGUCACGGUUUAGAGUACAGUUCAUCAGAGCUUUAAAUUCUUGAAGACCAGUCACUUAGACCUUCAUUCUGAUUGAUCUACACUCUAAUAUCCCUCAUUGUCUCUCUGUUGAUUGACUUUUGCUCAUCCUUUAGACAUCCUGAGGCUUCAUAGACUGACUGAAGCUCAAUAUAAGCCUUCACUCCAGGAUGAAUGAGUUGUCUCUGAUUAGUGAAGUUCUAUAUUGCUUCUUUAUGUUAUGGCUUUAAAUAUUCUGUAUGUGUUUAUAAUUCUCACUAUACAAGUCCCGCUCAGUAACAGCACUGCAGCAGUGUAUUUUUUUUUAAUCUUUCCCCCAUGCCUGUUUACCGCAGAACCUGCCUCUGUGUUGGCGUGCUCACAGUGAUGCACGAUUUCAGCUUGAUGUCAGCAGAGCUGUCACACAGAUUCAGUGAUUCAGAUUCAAGCCUGACAGUGAGUGAGUGUGUAUUUGAAUGCGUUUUCUUGCUCGAUGACCCAUCUGCCAUGUUUGCCAGUGAUGCCGUUGUGACAUCUCUCUCUGUUUGCCAUUGAAGGAUUUUUGUUUUAUUUUUUUGGAAAAAGCAUUUUUGAUUCUGCAGUACUUUUUGUUGUGCUUUGCAUUUGGUCAUGAUGAUGGAGCAUUGGGGCCACUUCUAGGGAAAACAACCUGAGUUGAGGAAAAUAAGAUCAUGAUUUUAUGAAAGCUAAGUCACAAUUUUAUGAGAAAAAUGUCUGAAUAUUUUGAGAUGACGUUAUGCUUGCUAAUGGUUUGUGUUAGAGUACAGCUCAGGUCGCGUCACCUCUGUGUCCUCUCUGGACUGACGGUCGAACUCUGCCACAGUCAGAACUCUGUCAGACUUUGCUUCGUUAGCAGAGCGUGUAGCUGGCUGUCUGUCCAUAAAAUCACAAGUUUACUCAUUUUGUUAUUUUCCUGACUUCGUUCUUGUGUUUUAUGACCUGAUCUUGUACAAUUGCUCGUAGUUUUUCCCAGGGUUUUUCUUCCCUAAAAGUGGCCCUAAUAAUAGGUCGUAGGCUCUUUCUGAAACCACUUAAUAAAAGCAUAAACCUGUGCUUCAGAGUAGAGAAGCCUUCUGAGGUCAGAAACUGUUAUGGAGGUGUCAGACCAACUCACCUGUUGUGGAAGCAGGCAGUUUUUUGUUUUUUCUUCUUUUUUGAGGUUUUGUUUUUCUCACACUUACUCCCUGUUGAUUAUUGGAAACCAUAGACGUUAUUGCUUCUUUGCUGCCCACACUUCUGCCUAUUUUUUCUUUGUGUUUUUUGUUUUUGCUCAAUGUUCCCACAAUAGCUUGAAAGUUUCAAAAAUGAACAAUGUUAUAUGAAAUAUAAUAUUUUUGUUUUGAUACUAUUAAGGCAGAAGAAACACAUGUAGAUGCACUUAGUUCUGAGUAUUUAUUUUUUAUUUUCGUUAUUUAUUGAUAUUGUAUUUUUUUUCCAAGGGUGUAGUAUGCCCUGACAGCCCAGCUCUGACAAAUCCCCAAUGUACCAACUUGUACUUUAUUAUUAUUAUUAUUGUUGUUGUUAUUAUUAUUAUUAUUACAUCCAUGUCGCCCAUCUAGGAGAAGAAUGAGUGGAAAGGAGGUCUUGUAUGGUUCCAGACUGUCAAUAAAUGACUUGAAGAACAUCAUAAAUAGGGAAACUGUAAUAGUUUCUCUUUUCUUCCCUUCUCUUCCUCUGUGUUCCCUCCACACUAAGUAAGCAACAUUUACACUGAAGCUAAAGAAGGGAGCACCGUUUUGCAGAUUUUAUUUUGAACUUUUUUCUCGUUCAUUCUACUGUUGAAGAGUUUGUUGUCGUUGGAAAUGAUGUU
Messenger RNA from Chelmon rostratus (copperband butterflyfish), 7339 nucleotides. Its product is annotated as sarcoplasmic/endoplasmic reticulum calcium ATPase 2. Gene Ontology annotation, cellular component: membrane. Gene Ontology annotation, biological process: intracellular calcium ion homeostasis; calcium ion transmembrane transport. The transcript has 24 exons. Gene Ontology annotation, molecular function: ATP binding; P-type calcium transporter activity; ATP hydrolysis activity. The record is from RefSeq and is a predicted model, not a curated record. The coding region runs from base 362 to 3550 and encodes 1062 amino acids. NCBI's taxonomy places the organism in Eukaryota, Metazoa, Chordata, Actinopteri, Chaetodontiformes, Chaetodontidae.